Messenger RNA from Cheilinus undulatus (humphead wrasse), 5216 nucleotides. RefSeq names its product voltage-dependent calcium channel subunit alpha-2/delta-1. Gene Ontology annotation, molecular function: voltage-gated calcium channel activity. Bases 99 to 3332 code for a protein of 1077 amino acids. The record is from RefSeq and is a predicted model, not a curated record. The transcript has 38 exons. Gene Ontology annotation, cellular component: L-type voltage-gated calcium channel complex. NCBI's taxonomy places the organism in Eukaryota, Metazoa, Chordata, Actinopteri, Labriformes, Labridae.
UCUGCUCACCGCUCCCAUUCACCGGCGGAAAGGCGGAGGGGAGCGGGGCACGUCCGGUGUUGUCGCGCGGCGGGGAAUUUCCCCUCCUUUUUUUAACAAUGGAUACCUGCGGGGUACGAGCCUGGGUGUUUCUGCUCUUAUUUUGUCAGGACAGGUCUCUGGCAUCGCAGUUUCCGACACAGCUCAUGAUUAAAGAAUGGGUUGAUCAGAUGCAAAAAGAGCUCGUCACCCUGGCAGAUACAGCAACAGGCGGGAAGAGCCUUACUGAGAUUUUCCUCCGAAACCAAAACCUGUACACUGUGGAGCAAAAUGACGCAGAGGAGCUGGUGGCCAGAGCAGCUAGAAAAAUUGAACAGCUGCUGCUGAAGAGGUCUGCUGCCUUGGAGAAACUCGCCACAGCUGCUGAGAACUUCCAGAUGGAGCAUCAGUGGAAAGACGAGUUUGAGGAUGAUGAAAUAGCCUACUACAACGCAAAAGACAAUCUGGAUGCAAAUGAGACUGAGGGGAGAAAAUACAGAAUCCGACCUGACUUUAAAGAGGACUCGUUAUUUAAACGACUGACCGACCACAACCACACGGCCGUCCACAUCCCUACGGACAUCUAUGACGGCUCCACCAUUGUGCUGAAUGAGCUGAACUGGACAGAGGCUUUAGAAGAUGUGUUCCGAAAGAACAGAGAGGAUGACCCAACCCUCCUUUGGCAGGUGUUUGGUAGCGCUACAGGCCUGGCUCGCUACUACCCAGCCUCUCCCUGGAUGGAUGCUCGGAAGACACCCAGUAAAAUUGACUUGUAUGAUGUCCGCAGGAGGCCAUGGUACAUUCAGGGAGCCGCUUCGCCCAAAGAUAUGCUAAUCCUGGUGGAUGCAAGUGGGAGUGUGUCUGGCUUGACUCUCAAACUGAUCAGGACGUCUGUCAGUGAGAUGCUGGAGACUCUGUCCGAUGAUGACUACGUCAAUGUUGUUUAUUUUAAUACCAGGGUGAAGAAAACGGCGUGCUUCGACCAUCUGGUUCAAGCUAAUGUGAGGAACAAGAAGCUGCUGAAGGAUGCCGUGCAGAACAUUACCGCCAAAGGGAUCACAAACUACACAAAAGGCUUUGAGUUUGCUUUUGAGCAGCUCUCUGUGAUGAAUGUGAGCAGAGCAAACUGCAACAAAAUCAUCAUGCUGUUCACUGAUGGAGGCGAGGAGAGAGCUCAGGCCAUACUGGAGAAGUACAAUGCUGACAAAAAGGUGAGGAUCUUUACCUUCUCUGUCGGACAGCACAACUAUGAUAAAGGACCCAUUCAGUGGAUGGCCUGUUCCAACAAAGGUUACUUCUAUGAGAUUCCUUCCAUUGGGGCUAUCAGAAUAAACACACAGGAGUACCUUGAUGUCCUGGGAAGACCAAUGGUUCUGGCAGACAAGCAGGCCAAGCAAGUUCAGUGGACUAACGUGUACCUGGAUGCUUUGGAACUGGGUCUGGUCAUCACUGGAACACUUCCUGUCUUCAAUAAAACUAAGACCAAAGAUGAUAAGAAUGGCGAGCAUCAGAAUCAGUUGAUUCUCGGUGUGAUGGGGAUUGACGUGUCUCUACAUGACAUUAAGAAGCUCACGCCACGCUUCACGAUUGGUCCAAAUGGAUACUACUUUGCCAUUGAUCCCAAUGGAUAUGUUCUGCUGCACCCCAAUCUCCAGCCGAAGAAUCCUAAAUUCCAGGAACCAGUCACCCUGGACUUCCUGGAUGCUGAGCUUGAGAAUGACAUCAAAGUGGAGAUCAGGAGAAUGAUGAUUGAUGGGGAGACUGGUGAACGGACCAUUGAGACUCUGGUGAAAUCACAGGAUGAGAGGUACAUAGAUCGAGGAGUCAGGACCUACACGUGGGCUCCGGUCAAUGGAACAGAUUACAGCCUGGCCCUCGCUCUGCCUAAGUACAGUGAACACUUCAUUCAAGCUAAGCUGGGAGAUGACAUGAGAGAAGCAAUGUCCAUGGACACCAUACAACUAGAGCGGUUCGAUGAGUUUGGUUACACUUACAUAGCUCCAAGGGCGUACUGCAAAGAGCUGAAGCUGUCACUCAACAACACACAGUUUCUCCUCGACUUCAGUCAGUACAUUGACAGAAACACUCCAGAUGCAUGUAAUGUGUCCCUGGUGAGCCGACUUAUCCUGGAUGCAGGGCUCACAGCAGACCUGGUUAAACUUUGGAACGAGCAGACAGUGGACGGGAUCGUGGCCAGGUUUGUAGCCACAGAUGGAGGAAUCACAAGAGUCUACCCAAAGAGUGCUGGGGAAGAGUGGACAGAGAAUCCAGAGACAUACGAGUCCAGUUUCUACAAGAGGACCCUGGACAACGAGAUUUAUAUCUUCACAGCUCCGUCUUUCAACACUGAAGGCAUGGUGCCGGCAACUGAGUCAGGUAUUCUGGUGAGCAAAGCAGUGGAGGUCACGAUUAACGAAGUCACGCUCAAACCAGCAGUGGUGGGAGUGAAACUUAAUGUGUCAUUCUGGAUGAACAGUUUCAUGAAUGCUACAUUGAAGCUGAAUUGCAAGGAUGAGAUCUGUGGCUGUAUGAGGAAUGACAAGCAUGUUGAUUGUGUUAUUCUUGAUGAUGGAGGAUUCCUUCUUAUGUCCAAUCAGGAUGAAUACAUCACCCUGAUAGGUCAGUUCUUUGGCGAAGUGGAUCCUGUGCUGAUGAUCAACCUGGUCAACACCUCCCUGUACUCCUUUAACAAGACCUAUGACUACCAGUCAGUGUGCGACCCGGAGAAGGACAGCAAGGCUGCAGCAGGACCCCGAUCUGUCUAUGUGCCUACUAUUGCAGACUUGCUCAGUAUUGGUUGGUGGGCCUCCAGUGCAGCCUGGUCAAUACUUCAGCAGCUCUUCUUUGGUCUUAUGUUCCCAAACCUUCUAGAGGCAGCGGAGUCAGCAGAUGAGGACGUAUCAGAUGCCAUGUUUAAGGAAAGCUGCAUCACAGAGCAGACUCAGUACUUCUUUGACAAUGAUGAAAGAUCCUACUCAGGCGUCCUUGACUGUGGAAAUUGUUCCAGGAUGUACCGUGCUGAGAAACUGCCAAACACCAACUUAGUGUUCCUGAUCACUGAUGCCAAGGCAACGUGUUUGUCAUGUGACCCCAGGCCGCUACGACAAGCUGAGCAACCCUCUGAAGGUCCAGAUCCAUGCGAGCUGGCUCAGAGCCCAAGGUAUCGCAAAGGUCCGGACGUGUGUUUUGACAACAAUGAAAAUGAGGAUGAUUCUGACUGCGGAGGCGGGAGCUGCCUAAGCCCGUGUCUUUGGUCACUGCUUGGGCUCCAACUACUGCUGCUGUGGAUCUUCACAUCUUCACAACACUCAUGACCCUUACACACACAUGCACAGCCACUCAUCCGUUUACAAACUGAUCAUUAUCUCAUUUCAGAGGCCAGAAGACACUCCAGCUCUGCCAUCCAGGAUGUAUAGAGUAUGUGCAAUGAGACAUUUUUAUCAGCAUUUCCAUUAUUUCAAUGCCAAAGGGUGCUCAUGCAUUUCCUCCUCAUCAUUUCCAUAAACAGAGACACAUUUACUGUGCUCAGCUGCACUCAUUUCCAUUGAAUACUUCUUAACACUCUCCUAUGGUGCAAGAGUAAGAGCUAACCAAACCCUUUAAUUCUGCCUCAUUUGUUUCUCGAAUUUAUUUCAUUGGAGGUUGAAGAGUUGUCCACUAUGCCAACUGAAUAUCAUUCAAAGACUGUAUGUUCACUGACAGCGUUGAUUUGUGUAGUUGUCGAUAUCGUUUGUUGCUUAUAUUUAUUGCGUAUGAAUCAUUAUGCUGUAAUGAUUGUUUAUUUUGGCAACCAGUGCAACUAAUAAGGCUAUCCCUUCUGUUUUAGUGUUUUUUAAUGUACUGUACCUACCUAUUUAUCUCUAAUGUUUUAUUUUGUUCUUACUCAGAUUCAACUAUCUUUCUUGACUAGCUGGGUGUUGUAUUGUAGCAGCAUGUGCUCAGUACAGAGCUAAAGACAACACUCUGACACCAAAGCUCCACACAAUACCAGUACAGUAAACAGACCUACUACAGAGAUUCACCAGGCUGGUUUAUUUCAAGAGAUUCCUCUAAUCUUUUAUCAAGUUAUUGAGAUUUUAGAGAGCACCCAUCUGAAUAAAAACUAUUAGGCUCUUACAAUUUAAAAUAUGUUUGUACUUGGUCAGACAGCUUUAGUUGUCUUCGAUUUGAUGCAUCAAAUCCCCAGUGCCUACGUAGUAGCUCAGACAGUCUGUUAUCUGAAUGAAGCAGUGCAUCCCAGUUGUUUUCCUACCAUGAAUGCCAUUUUUAUGCUAAUGCACUGCAGAGAGGAUAGCCCUUUGUAUUGAUGCGGUGUGAUCCGGGCCAAAUCUGCUGCAGUUGUCUAACUUUAUGUGGCCCAAACAAGAGUAGAAACAGAGAUUUUGACUCAGGGGAAGGAGUGAAAUUUCCCCUUCAUGAUCAAAACAAAGCUUACCCAGACUUGAGCUCAUGUUCCGACACCUUUCUUUCUUUUUAGUCCUGUUUCUGUUACCCUUCUGGAUCACCGGACUCAGGAGCCAGGAUGACUUUUGAAUGAGAUCAGCGUUACAAAUUGACUGUUCUUUCUUGUUUUCCUCUCCUUAAUGUUCUCCUCCUUAUGCUUGUUUCCUCUUUGUGUUGCUCUUUAAGUGCUGUGAAGCAGACACUGAAAGCUCAGUGUCUAAAAAGCUGCAAUGUCAUGGGAUGAGCUUGUUCUGUGUUUGAACGCUGCCUAUGCCUGUUGUCGGCGUCAGGGCUUGUUGGAGAGAGACUACCAUUAGUAACUUUGCAUUGCCUUACUUUAUCAUAAGUCAUACAGAUCAUACACUUCUUCAGUGUGCUUUCUUUUUUGUUUUAGCCGUUUUUAAAGUUAAAGUUGGUUCUCUCCACCUCGCUCUCACGCUGACCUGCUGGUGUUGAGUGUUCAGAAUAUGCCUGUCUAUCAAAGUCGCGUGUUGACUUGUGUUUUACCUGGGGGGGUCCUGUGUCUAUGUGCAGGCAUGUGAGUGUCCCUCCGAUAUCUGAUUGUGCUUUAAUACUGUACAUGAAUUACUCUUUUGUGGAACUUGACUAGCCUGAAUAAAUUUUGUAUACAUUUGUACACUUAUACUAUUUACUGUAUAAAAGAGAAAAAGACAGAGAAGAAAAAUGUUUAUAAUAUGGUGUUGAUUAUUGUGCAAAUAUAAUAUAUUCACAAUAAAAGUGUUGUAUUGUUAUGA